UCAAGGCUUGACAGGCUCAACACGCUUCUGUUUAAGCUUACUCUUUGGGGUUGCAGCAGGUUUUGCUCUGACCAGGCCCGAUGGCGGCUGUCUUUGAAGAGCACGGUCCUGCUUAUGUCAGUCUGGGCAACGUGUCGCCACCACUGCCCAAAUCGUGGCCCCAGACGUGGGGUGAGGCAGCGACGGAUUCGUUGAAUUCCUUGGUUUUUCCUGGCCUGGAUUUCUCAGGUUUGGUCUUUGGGCAGCCACCCUUCUCGGAUUUGAAAUUGGAUGAUUCCACGUCCUUCCCCGUGGAUUUUUGGACGCCCAACUCCUUGAGUGUGGGUCUACCCACAUCAGCUUUCAAGGAGGCGCAGAAGCUUCAGUUCAUGCAGGAUGAUGCUUUGUCGAGCGAGAAAGAGACCAGCAAGGAUCUCUUGAAGAGGCAGCUUCAAAAGACGCAGCUCUGCAUGUUCUGGAAGAGGAAUUGUUGCGCCAAGGGCUCGGACUGCACCUUCGCGCACAGCGUGGAGGAGCUCAAAGAGCUGCCUGAUUUGAGGAGGACAUCUUUGUGCAAGCAGUGGCUUAAAGGCCGGUGCCCUCUUUCAGCUUCCACCUGUCGGUGCUUCCCCGACGAACGGGCACAGGGAAAAGACGAUUGAACGAAAAACGGAUAGCAAUGGCCAUCGACAAGUGAAUUGCUAUGGCCAUGGAUAGCUACCAGUGCUACCAGGAGCAAGGACGCUACUAGGGGCUCCUGGCCGUACUAUUAGGAGCAGGUAGCUACUAGUAACAAAAGCUACUUGGGGCUCCUGGCAUCGCUACUAUAGGAGCGUUCGGACGCUAAGCCUAUUCUCUUCCAAGUUCACCGAACCUGCGCGUGUCGAAGAGCGGAGCCGCCUCGCGCGGCUCGCUCGCGUUUCGCUCACGACACAGGUAUGCCCACGGAGACCUGGCCGCAUCCGGGAUGGGGUGGAACGACGCUCGAUCUAAUCGCAAGCAGGUUGGUGGUUACAGGUCAGGUUGAUGUACCAGAUCAGUGAGUUGAUCCCGAGUCGAACUCUGAGGGGUGUGGGUCGCGGAACCCGCUCGUGCUCUUCAGCUGAUCUGCUGGUG
Molecule: messenger RNA, 1095 nt
Organism: Durusdinium trenchii
Lineage: Eukaryota; Dinophyceae; Suessiales; Symbiodiniaceae
Source: the annotation of a GenBank genome assembly